Melitaea cinxia (Glanville fritillary) is the source of this 1549-nucleotide messenger RNA. RefSeq names its product prostaglandin reductase 1-like. The record is from RefSeq and is a predicted model, not a curated record. Gene Ontology annotation, cellular component: cytoplasm. Lineage: Eukaryota; Metazoa; Arthropoda; Insecta; Lepidoptera; Nymphalidae. The coding region runs from base 150 to 1175 and encodes 341 amino acids. The transcript is spliced from 2 exons. Gene Ontology annotation, biological process: prostaglandin metabolic process. Gene Ontology annotation, molecular function: 2-alkenal reductase [NAD(P)H] activity; 15-oxoprostaglandin 13-reductase [NAD(P)+] activity.
CGUUAUAACUUCUGUAUCAUGAGACGACGUCGUACAGGAUAAAAGCGUAAGUCUGCGGUGUAACCACAGAGUCCAUAGAACGUUGUGCAUCUGAACGUAUCCUUGGAAUAUAAAGUGCUAAAUCAAUUACCCUUAUUCACAUCGAAAACAUGGUAAAGGCACGUAAAUAUGUCGUCAAAAAAUACUUCGAAGGAGUUCCAAAAAAAUCUGAUUUUGAUAUAGUGGAAUACGAACUACCUCCCCUGAAAGACGGCGAAAUUUUACUCAAGACUGAAUGGGUCAGUGUGGAUCCUUACUUGCGAUCUUAUAACAGGAAAAUGCCAGUGCCAUACGACCAAUUUAGUUAUCAAGUUGGAAUAGUAGAAGAGUCCAAGCAUCCGACUUAUCCAGUUGGUACCAGAGUUGUAACACAUAAUGGUUGGUGUGAUUAUUCUGUAGUUGAUGUCGCUAAAAUUACAGCCUAUACAGCAGAUUCAGAUUCAUUAGAAGUCUUGUAUAAGCUACCAGAAUUAAAAGGCCUUUCACCAUCACUAGGUAUAGGUGCAGCUGGAAUGCCUGGGAUCGCAGCAUAUUAUGGAUUUUUGGAAAUUUGCCAGCCUAAAGCAGGUGAAACUGUGGUUGUCACUGGAGCAGCAGGUGCCGUAGGUUCUGUUGUAGGGCAAAUUGCUAAAAUCAAAGGUUGUAAGGUCAUCGGUUUUGCCGGUUCUGACGAUAAAGUGAAAUGGGUGGAAGAGGAACUUGGUUUCGACAAAGCAUUUAAUUAUAAAACCGUCGAUGUACAAUCAGUUCUCAAAAAUGCUGCACCUAAAGGAGUGGAUUGUUACUUUGAUACUGUUGGUGGAGAAAUAAGCAGUUUAAUAAUCACUCAAAUGAAUAAAUUCGGAAGAGUCUCUGUAUGUGGUUACAUUAGUGCAUAUAAUGAAGAUCAUAAGAAAACACCUACAGCACCAAUUUUGCAACCAUCAAUUCUUUUUAAAGAACUUAAAAUUGAAGGAUUUAUAGUAACUCGUUGGGCCAGUCGCUGGCAAGGGGCCAUUGCUCAGUUAAUUACGUGGAUAAAUCAUGGACAAUUAAAACCAAAGGAGCAUGUGACAGUUGGAUUUGACAGGCUUUACGAUGCAUUUGUUGGUAUGAUGGCUGGAGAAAACAAAGGAAAAGCUGUUGUUAAAAUUUAAAAUGAAGGUACCAAGUUUAUGUUGUAAGAAAAAUAUCUUCUGUUCAUUUGCGGAAUUCUUUAUGCAUAAAUAUAAGGCGUGCACAAUCACUAGACACUUUUAAAUUUGCUGAAACUCAUAAGUCACGUUAUUAGCUUAUAAAUUCAUUUACUGCAAAUGUAUAUUAUUGUCAAUGACUUUGGCCGUAUCUUCCUCUCUUCUGUUGUGUACUCGUAUAUAUUUGUAUUUUUACAUAUUUUAUAUAUAAUAUUUAUAUAAAUGUCUAUAACGAUAUUUAUAAUUAGCGAUAAGGCCGGCUUUUAUACAUGUUUACAUUUUCCUUUCGAUGUAAAAUUUUCCUCUGUUAAUCUACAAUAAAGAGUAUUUGUAUUUGA